AUGUCGGUCGAGGAAGCAGUGACUGAGGCACUUCAGGCGCCAAUGGACCAGAAUGCGCAAGCCGCUGAAGAGGCUAAGAAGAUGUUAGCUGAGCUGGAAGGUGAAGCUGCCGUCAAAGAUGAGCCUGAGAAGACAAAUGGAACGGCAGAGUCGAAACCAGCGGAAGAAGCUCCAAAAGAGUCUGAGAGUGCUACAGCAGAGGAGGCCGGAGACGAGGAACAGAAUGCUACAGAGAACAAAGCUGAGCGUCGCGAUCGCGGUCGAUCAGACCACAAUAGUCGGGGCCGCGGUCGAGGUCGAGGCGGUCACAGCAACUACAACUCCCGGAGUUAUCGCGACAACAUCAAGUCCGAUCUCACGACGCUAGAGGAGACCGAUGACCCAGUGGCUAUCCGGAAACAGGUGGAAUUCUACUUCUCCGACUCCAACCUUCCCAAGGACAAAUUCCUCUUUGCGCAGACGGGCGGUGUUGAGAACAAACCUGUCGACCUUCGAGAAAUCCACAAAUUCAAGCGCAUGCGCCGCUUCCAGCCCUUUGAGGCUAUUGUCGAGGCCCUGCGGGAGUCCAAGACACUCGAACUCACUGAUGAUGACACCCACGUGCGCCGAAAAGAUCCGCUCCCCGAAAACUUUUUUGAGGCUGUUACGCAGGCAGCUGACCCCCGCACCGUGUAUGUGAAGGGCUUCGGCGAGGAGAAUGCAAACACCCAAUUCGACAUCGAGGCAUUUUUUGAUCCAUAUGGCCCCACUCGGGCGGUGCGCUUGAGACGAAACGACGAGAAGUUCUUCAAGGGCAGUGUCUUUGUGGAGUUCGAGACCGAGGAACUGGCACAGUCGUUUCUGGAACUGGACCCCAAACCGAAGUACCAAGGCAAAGAUCUCCUCAUCAUGAGCAAGACCGAGUACACCAGUAAGAAGACGGCGGAUCUCAAUGCAGGCAAGAUCACGUCCAACAACAAAUACCACAGGGGAGGUAGACAAGAUCGUUACAACGAUCGCGGCGGCCGAGACGGAGGCAAGCCCAAACGUGACGAUGAUCCUCGAGACUGGAGAACACGUCGGGACGAAGAUCAGAAGCGUGGAUUCAGGGAUGACAAGCGGCGGGGACACCGCAAUGGUCGCGAUUUCCGAGGUGACAGAAACAAAGGACCUGAAACAGACGAUAGGGGCAUUCCAACAAUCAAGACCACUUCCAUGAAGACCGACAGCGGUCGUGAAGAAGCUCUCGCAAAGGCCAAAGCCGCGGUUGAAGCCGAAGUCAAAAAGGAACAGAAGGCUGCAGACGAUGUCGAGUCGACGGAGCAAGGCGGCGACGCCGAUGCCUCUUCAAAGACCGCUAACACCGUCGCCGAAAGUGUUCAAGCUGAUGCGGAAGCCACUGCUGGGAAGAAGCGAGCACGAGAGGACGACGACGGGGAAGCUGAGCGAGAAGCCAAAAAGGUGGACGUCAAGUCUGAGGCAUCGGUCAAAAAUGAAUGA
Molecule: messenger RNA, 1479 nt
Organism: Fonsecaea multimorphosa CBS 102226
Lineage: Eukaryota; Fungi; Ascomycota; Eurotiomycetes; Chaetothyriales; Herpotrichiellaceae
Exons: 3
Coding region: 1-1479 (492 amino acids)
Biological process (GO): RNA processing
Cellular component (GO): nucleus
Molecular function (GO): mRNA binding
Source: RefSeq, a predicted model, not a curated record